This is a messenger RNA of Xiphophorus couchianus (Monterrey platyfish), 3709 nucleotides long. RefSeq names its product progestin and adipoQ receptor family member 3-like. NCBI's taxonomy places the organism in Eukaryota, Metazoa, Chordata, Actinopteri, Cyprinodontiformes, Poeciliidae. The transcript has 8 exons. The record is from RefSeq and is a predicted model, not a curated record. Gene Ontology annotation, molecular function: signaling receptor activity. The coding region runs from base 237 to 1208 and encodes 323 amino acids. Gene Ontology annotation, cellular component: membrane.
AGCUUCCAUAUUUCCAGUCCAAACAAACAGGUCUGAUGCUGCUAAAAGGUCCUACACUCAUACUACAUGUUAGCUUAUUAAAAUGUGUACAUUUACCAAAAUGUGAUUCUGUUUUACCGCCGCGUAAAACUAACAGUCGUCCGGAUAUGGCUGACAUACCUGUUCGAAGACAGUCGGACUGAUAAUGCCUUAACGUCUCCAGCUUGCUUCGCCGUGUCCGUGGAGCCCAGAACAAGAUGCUGCUGAAGAUGCCGAAGAAGCUGCUGAAAACUGCCCACUACAUAGAGCUGGGCAGCUACCAGCACUGGCCGGUGCUGCUGCCGCACAGGAUUCGGUUGUACACCUACGAACAAAUCCCCCUCUUCCUCAAAGAAAACCCCUACAUCACAGACGGCUACAGGGCACACCUGACCUCCAAACUCUGUCUGAAGAGUAUAUUUAUUCUAUCCAAUGAGACUGUGAAUAUCUGGAGCCACCUUCUGGGUUUUCUCCUUUUUUUUUCUCUUGGGGUCAAUGACCUCUCCUCAGUACUACCAGCCGCUGGAGCAAACAGAGAAGACUACGUCAUCUACGCUAUUGGGCUCUUCUGCUUCCAGGUUCAGUCAGCUGCACCCUCUCAGGUCUGCAUGCUCUGUUCAGUGGGAUACCAUCUGUUCUCAUGCCACCGUUUGGAAAAGACGUGCCGCCGCUGGCUGGCGCUGGACUACGCCGGCAUUUCCAUCGGGAUCCUGGGCUGCUACGUUCCUGGGAUCUUCUAUGCUUUCUACUGUAAUGCUUUUUGGCGACAGGUCUACCUGCUGACGGUGCUCUCCUUGAUCCUGGCCAUCUUCUGCGCUCAGGUUCACCCUCGUUACCUCAGCAACGACUGGAAAAUUAUCAGGACGACAAUCUUUUGCUGCGUGGUGGGCGUCGGUGUGAUUCCUGCCUGCCACUGGAUCUGGCUGAGUGAAGGGUUCGCUUCUGAGAUUGUGCAGCUGUUUCUGCCUCGUGUGAUUGUAAUGUACCUGAUAGCUGGAUCUGCAUUCCUGUUCUACGCCACCAAAAUUCCAGAGCGAUAUUUCCCUGGUCAGGUGAACUACGUCGGCGCCAGCCACCAGCUGUGGCAUGUACUGGUGGUGGUGAUGUUUUACUGGUGGCACCAGACGGCCGUACACAUCAUGGACUUCAGACACAGCCGGCCCUGUCUCAGCCGGACCGGCGGCAGAUAAGUGAACCUUUCCUCAAAACGUCACAUUACUUUAAAACAACCUUCAGUUGUUGCCUUCACCUUUUCUUGCUGUAAGUGCGAGGCGCCUAUGAUGUUGAUGCUGACUGAUAGACAUUGACCAAUAUUAAAAGCUCUUAGAGUUUUGUGACUGUGGCGUUGCCUUCUGUUUUCACAACAGUGAACAGAAAAUUGACUAUUAGAUCAAUGCAUGAAGCUGAAAUGUUCAUUUUGUAGAAACAAACUCAACUUUAAUGUUUUUAAGUGACAUCAUAUUUUACAAUUAAUUAGGUUUUGUCAGUUUUUUGUGUAGAAGUAUUUAAAGAGGGGGUUAUUUGAAUCAAAUCUUACUGCCUGCAUGAAAUCUGCCUUCUUUUGCCUGCAUUUGUUUUUUACUUUCAUCUACUUAUGUUUUUAUAAGAACUUUGGGAGGAAAAUAGAAAUAUUGGUUUAACAUCUGAACAGAAAGUUUUAUCUCUAUCUUUGGCAUUCACAUGCACAGCAACAUUUUACCUCUAAACCUUAUUUUAUGUCUAAUUUAUCUGCAUUUCUGCUCUGAAUCAAUUGGAGCUAGUUUUAUAUCAGUUGUGUGAUUUGGAUAACAAAGACUGAGACAUUUCACACAACUCAUUGCAUAUUCCAAAUGAGACUUUUUUCUGGCGAAGAUGUUAAAAAAUAAUGACGUCGUUCCUGACUGUUCUACUAUUUUGCUUCCAUUUCUAAAAGUAAGUGAGUCUUAUAUAUAAGUCUAUAUAAAUAAGUCUCAAUUCACACGGAUUAAAAAAUUUUAACCAAAUUGCUGAAACACCCAAAGAGUGCCAGUAGGUGGCGAUAACAUUAACAACACAUGAGAGUGUCUGUUUCAUUCCAGGCAUUAAUGUUUACACCUAUUCACAUGUGAGAAACUUGUAAACACAAAUGUCUUCUCCUAGUGAGAGCAGAAAUGAAUUUUAUUAGUGAAAUAUGGCUGUACAUGUCCUCUUAAAAUGUCAAAAAUGUGAGAAUCUUUUUUUUUUCUUUUUUGUGUGUCUCAUAUAUUCCCUGUGGAAAAACAAAUUAUGUGUGACGGCAUUAGAUCUGAAAUAAUUGCUUUAGUUGCUGUUCUUGUUUUUAUACUUAGUCCUACCUCCUUAGGAUAAAUCAUGAGCAACAGAGUCAAUCACAGAGCAGAAUGAUCACUGAUAAUCAAACCAGACUGAUACUGUACUUAGUUUUUUUGUUUUUCUUUUCACAAUUCAGCUGUAACCUAAUGAACACAACAAUCACUCUAAGGUAAUCACUUAAAUAUGAGCAGGGCAUGAUGAUAAGAGUCUAUUUUUUUAUUUUCCUCUACUGCCAAGUAUAUGUUGAUGUAAUAUCCUCUGGAUUGUGUGUGCAUGGAGGAAUGUACAAUAUUGAUCUUUAAUAACAACUGUAAGUUGGAUAACUUCAAAAAGAUCAUUUUAAUUGCAUGUUUGCACUUUAAGUCCAGUUCAAUUAUGUAUAUGCAUGCACCUUAGCUGUCCAUCCUUUUGUGUUUAAGUUGCAAACUGAAGAAUAUUUUUUAGAAUUGGUUAAAGUUUUAUCAAGAUUACUGAAAUAACAUAUUAUGAAUGUAAACGACCAAUCAUUAUAGUAUUUAAGAUUAACACAGAAAUACACCAAUGGAGAACCGCACUGAAAUCUUUACUCUGUUUGAAAAGCUGAUGGAAGUUUUGUUGAUUUAAAUCUCGGGGUUUUCAUUGUGAUCUGUCUGUGCUGAGUUAAACAAAAAUACAAAUACAUCUUAAUCAAAAUACGGACAAAAUCAAAAAGAUCAGGUGUGGUAGGACAUGUUUUGUGUGUCGAGCAGCUUAUUUAUGUGUUCAUCUGCAAGGUAAAUGGAGCCCAGAAGACAAGUAAACGCCUCUUUGGUUUUGCAAGUAGCAAUUAUAGGCUGAUUGGUAUAAAUUGUGAUAAUAUGGACCUCUUAAAGAUAAUUGAAUUUACUUUACAGCCUCUAAAAUCCUUUAGUUUCCCCUUUAUAAAACUUGUUUGUUUCCUUAUUGCUGCCUGAAUGAGGCCAGUAGAAAAUGGAAACUACUUAUGUUCGUUAUUUUUUUGUUCUUGCAUAAAAGGAGAUCUGUUAUUAGAACAAGCAUUAAAUGUUUUUAUUUUUGCACAUUUUAGCCCUGUUUGUGUUUCAUUUGCCUUAUCUUUGAGUAUCUGUGGUGUGUUUUUACUGUUUCUCACAAACUAGAGCAAAAUGUUUCUUUAAUUUAAAAAACAUGAAAAUGAAUGCACCAUAAAAAGCUCUUACUGCUGCAGACUGCAGAACUGAAUUCAUGGACAGAUACCAAAAUAAAUAACUGUCUCCCCAUACAAUGCAAUUUUUUCCUUGAAUGUUCUCUUGGGUGUUUAUGUUUUCCUUGUGGUAUUAUGAUGAAAAAAGCACUGACCAAUGAGAUGAGAUGAACAUUUGUUUCACUUCAUCUGUGAAAAGAUAUUUUUUGAACAUUUGAGCAAAUAAAGUGUUAAAGAACUAAA